AUGUCUACAAGUAGUAUUGACGAAAAGUACAAGGGUGUUACCCUUGUUGAAGAGAGAACCGAAACCGAAUCUCAAAAUGCUGAUAUCGAUGAUUACAUUUCCAAGUUCUUGGAUAUGUCUAAUGAAGCUAAGGAUAAUGACCAAAAGGAAAAGCACAUGCCUCUUGGUGAAUGUAUAAGAACUUUCCCUAAGGCUGUUAUGUGGUCUAUUAUUCUUUCAACUGCGUUGAUUAUGGAAGGUUAUGAUACAAACUUGUUAUCAAGUUUCUUUGCUUACCCUGGUUUUGCUAGAAAAUUCGGUGAUUGGUAUCCUGAUAUUCAACAAUAUCAAAUCCCAGCUAGAUGGCAAACUGGGUUGUCAAUGGGUUACAACUGUGGUCAGUUGAUUGGUCUUUUCCUUGCCGGUAUCUUUGCUGAUAUGAUUGGGUAUAGAAAAACUUUGAUGCCUGCUUUGAUUGCUUCUGUUGGUUUGAUUUUCAUUCAAUUCUUUGCUCCAAAUAGAGAAGUUUUGUUAUUCUCUUAUGUCUUGUUGGGUAUUAACUGGGGUUCUUACCAAACUAUUACUGUCACUUAUGCUUCUGAAGUUGCUCCUACGACGCUUAGAGUUUAUCUCACCACAUAUGUUAAUGUCUGUUGGGUUUUUGGUCAAUUGAUUUCUUCUGGUGUUAUUAAGGGUAUCCUGACGAUGCAAGGAGAACAUGCAUACCGUAUUGCUUUUGCUAUUCAAUGGAUCUGGCCAUUGCCUUUGUGUUUAGGUGUUUAUCUUGCUCCUGAAUCUCCCUGGUUCUUGGUUAAGAAGGGAAGAUAUCAAGAAGCUAAGAAGUCUCUUACCAGAUUAUUAACUGAAAACAAAAACUUGCCAAAGAAGGAAAUCCUUGCUGAACAUAUGUUAACCAAGAUUCAAAUGACCAUUAAAGAAGAAGAUGCCCUCAAGAGUGGUGGUUCUAUUAAGGAUUGUUUCACUGGUGUCAACUUGAGAAGAACUAGAAUUGCUGGUUUCACUUGGUUAGUUCAAAGUAUUACUGGUUCAUGUUUGAUGGGUUACUCUACUUAUUUCUACACUCAAGCUGGUUUACCUGAAUCUAUGGCUUUCAACUUUUCUAUCAUUCAAUAUUGUUUAGGUAUCAUUGGUACUGUUGGUUCAUGGUUCCUUUCUCAAAAAGUUGGUAGAUUCGGAAUCUACUUCUAUGGUUUAUGUUGUAUGUCGGUUCUUUUACUCAUUGUUGGUGGUUUAGGUGUAUCUGGUUCCAAGAAUGCUUCAUGGGGUGUCGGUUCAAUGCUUCUUAUUUAUACCUUCACUUAUGAUUUAACCAUCGGUCCAUUAUGUUACUGUAUUGUUGCUGAAAUACCAAGUGCUAGAUUGAGAGCUAGAACUGUCAUGUUGGCAAGAAACUUGUAUAAUUUGGCUAACAUCAUUGUUGGUAUCAUUACUCCAUAUAUGUUGAACCCAACUGAAUGGAACUGGAAGGCCAAGUCUGGUUUCCUUUGGGCUGGUUUUGCUAUCCUUUCUAGUAUUUGGGUUUAUUUCGAAUUACCAGAAACUAAAGGUAGAUCAUUCGCUGAAUUGGACAAAUUAUUCCACGACAAGGUUCCUGCUAGAAAGUUCAAGUCUACUGAAGUUGAAACUUUCGAUGCUGUUCAAAUGAUGGAAAAGUUAGGUGAACAAGGUGUUAAAGACUUCAUUGUCCAAAAGGAAAGAGUUGGAACUGAAGAUCAAAUCCUGGUUGAUGACUCCGAGUAA
Molecule: messenger RNA, 1740 nt
Organism: Spathaspora passalidarum NRRL Y-27907
Lineage: Eukaryota; Fungi; Ascomycota; Pichiomycetes; Serinales; Debaryomycetaceae
Gene: MAL31
Product: maltose permease
Exons: 1
Coding region: 1-1740 (579 amino acids)
Biological process (GO): carbohydrate transport; transmembrane transport
Cellular component (GO): membrane
Molecular function (GO): carbohydrate:proton symporter activity
Source: RefSeq, a predicted model, not a curated record